Messenger RNA from Nomia melanderi (Alkali bee), 4263 nucleotides. RefSeq lists its product as uncharacterized. The record is from RefSeq and is a predicted model, not a curated record. Lineage: Eukaryota; Metazoa; Arthropoda; Insecta; Hymenoptera; Halictidae. Gene Ontology annotation, molecular function: RNA helicase activity; ATP binding; nucleic acid binding.
AUAUACGAAGUGUUUCCGAAAUCAUAGUAAAACUGAGAAGAAAAUUAUUCUAUGCGAAAAACUGCGUAGAAAAUAUAAAAUAAUAACUUUUCAUAUGAUUCUUCGUCCUUCAGAUAAUCAAAGUUUUGGUUUCAAUUAUAGAACAACGGUAUUUGAAAAAAAUUGGUAAAAAUUUGAAGAAAACUAUUCUUCUUUAGAAUAACUUUUUUAAUCGAUAACAAUUUACUGAAACGUGCAAUUUGUAUAUUCAAACAUUUAUUGUUAUGUGUUCGCCAUUUGGAGUUCAAUUCAUUUAAAUCGUAUGCGCACACGCAUUUUUGAGUUUGGAGCUAUAUUCACACAAUAUAACCUGUGUAAGAUUUGUGUGUGUACACUGAACUGGUUCUUGAAAAACGCCGGAUUUCAUCUUUGUGAGAAUUUUCUAUGAUAAUAUUUAGUCAAAACUGUACUGUUAAUAUUGCAUAUAUAAUUAAAGUAUCGCAUACAAAUAAAAUUUGUCACUGAAGUAUGAUACUUGUAUAUAUAUAUUUUUAUUAGUAUUUAUAUGUUAUCCAUUAACAUUUCAUAAUGGUAUUACAUAAAUUGCAUAAAUUACAGUAUAUAAAAUAAAGGAAAUAAAUUGUAUAGAUAUGUUUAGAUUUUGAUAAAUUUACAAUUGUAAUUUUUAAGUAAGAAUGGCUAAUAUUACUGCACAUGAUAUAUUUAAAAUACCACGCACAAAAGACAUUAAAAUACAGGAGAAUGUCACAUUUUAUCAAAUGGGUUUUUCUCAAAAAAUUUUGGAUGGACUAUCUGUUUGUGGAUUUCAAAAGCCUUCCCCGAUACAAUUAAAAGCUAUUCCUUUAGGAAGAUGUGGAUUUGAUUUAAUAAUGCGGGCUAAGUCAGGAACUGGAAAAACUUUAGUAUUUUGUGUAAUAGCACUUGAAAUGUUGGAUAUACAAAUAUCAUCUGUGCAAGUAUUAAUAUUAGCACCUACCAGAGAAAUUGCUGUACAAAUUUCAGAAGUAUGUUCAUCAUUAGGAUGCGAAAUAAAAGGCUUAAAAGUUGAAGUAUUUAUUGGAGGAAUGACUUUGGAUGGUGAUAAAAAGAAAGUAAAAGGUUGUCAUAUAGCUGUUGGUGCUCCAGGUAGAAUUAGACAUUUAAUCGAUAAAGGACUGCUAACAGUUGAAAAUGUAAGAUUAUUUAUUCUUGAUGAAGCAGACAAGUUAAUGGAAAGCAGUUUUCAAAAAGAUAUUAAUUUCAUUUUUUCAAAAUUACCAUUGAAUAAACAAGUUAUAGCAUCAAGCGCUACUUAUCCAGGUGAUUUGGAAAGCUUUUUAUCAGCAUAUAUGUGCUCUCCAGUUCUAACAUCUCCAGAUAAUGAUGGACCUGUACUUAUUGGACUUAAACAAUUUGUAGCAUUUGUUCCUUUUCAUCCUAAUGCAAUGCAACAGGUCCAAAUAAAAGUAAAUGAACUAAAAAAAAUAUUUAAUAAAGUUCCAUUCAAACAAAGCUUAGUUUUUACAAAUUACCAAUCAAGAGCACAAUCAGUGUGUAACAAAAUUACUUCUAUGGGUUUUACAGCAACCUAUAUUGCUGGGAAUCAAGAUAUGACAAAAAGACUUGAAGCAAUUAAUAAAUUGAAAACAUUUAAAUGUAGAAUAAUGUUAACAACAGAUCUAACUGCGAGAGGUAUAGAUGCAGACAAUGUGAACUUGAUUGUUAAUUUUGAUCUGCCGGCAGAUGCAGCAACAUAUUUACAUAGAAUAGGAAGAGCUGGACGUUACGGAUCACAUGGUAUAUCGAUAACAAUAAUAGCAGAGAAUGAACUUGAAACGUUCAAACAAUUAUUAGCCUCAGUUGGUGAUUCGAAUUUUUAUGUAUUAAAACUUCCAACAAAUUAUCCAGAUGAUAUUUGGACUACUCCUGUUACCAAAUUUGACAAAAUUUUUGCAAACUCUCAUAUUAAAGAAAACUCACCUAAAACUGGCAUGUCUACUGCAAGUGUAAAUAAUUUAAUCGUAACAGAUGAUAAGGUUGUGGAAUAUAACAAAAUUUUAGGAAAUGAAACAUUAAAUAGUAUGAAUAAGGUAACUGUAAAUAAUGUACAGCCUUGUGGUGUAGAAAAUGUGAAAAACAGCGUAUUUAAAACUACUAAUAAUUUCCAUAAAAGUUCUUUUAAUUUAAGUGAUAAAAUAGAAGUUAGCUCUUUAUUUUUUGAAGACAUUGAUACAAUUACACCUCCACCUGUAAAGGAAACUGAAGAAGACACGCUUAAAUGUUACAGUCAGUCAAAGUUAAAAGUUAUACAUAAAAUUAAAUUAGACCCCAUUUCAAAUAAUCCUUCCAAAUGGCAGAAAUCUAAUGAAAAUAAGGAGUUUGAAGUUGAUUUGACAGAUCUCCAAGAAGAUGAUUUAUCUGAUAUUGAUAUUGAAAACGUUGUUGACUACCUAAGUUACAAUUUUCGUACUAAAAAAUUAGAAGGAGAAACGGUAUGUGAUGAUGGCAUAAAUAUUGCUGCAAUUUCUGAAAAUACAGUAUCUACUGGAACUGAAGAACUAGCAUCAGCCCAAAAUGCUGAAGAUGAAAUAAAGGAAUUGAUUUGUUGUUUCAAUGAUUAUGUGACUAAUUAUGGUAAAUGUGAUAGUUAUACAGACUUAGAAGAAGAGGAAGCACAAGUCAAACAGGCAACUACAUGGAAGAAAAAAUUGGACUUUGAAAUUAACUUAUUAGAUACUACAAUGAACAUCAUGAAAGAGUCUGUUCAAAAAUUAAUAUAUUUUGAACAUAUUAAAAUGCUAAAAACGUUCUAUAAUAUACAAAAGCGAGCUGUUUUGUGCAUUUAUCCAGAAAUACGGACUGAAGAUGAAGUAAAUGAUACUUAUUUAUAUUCUGGAUCCAUAGAUGGACAAUUACUACAGGUAUAUAAAGAAAUAGAAGAUUUUAAAAGUUUGCAUAGAAAGUCGGGUAAAGAAUUCUGUGCAUACUUUCCAUAUCCGAUUAAAGAACAUGAAUAUAUGCCGAAUCUUAUGUUUACUGAAAAAGAUAUGGAAGAUUAUCGCAAUGCAUUACGAUAUUUAAAGUCUAGUCCGUAUCCAAGAGAAAAAUUAUUGCCGAUAAUAAAUUUUGUAGCAUUUAUUAGCGAAAACACACACUAUGAUAUAUUAAAAAAAUUACAAGUUCAAAAAGAAAAGUCAUUUGAUGAAUUAUUAGAAACAAUACAAAACAAUGCAUUAGAUGAAAAUAAGUGUAUGGAAUAUGAAAUCGAUUCAUCAAAAGAUGUUGGCAAUCGUAUUCAAAAUUUUACUAGUUCAGGAGCAUAUUCUUUAGAUAGUCAAUUUAUUAAUGUUCAACAUUUGCAAAAUGCUGUUAGAAAAGAAAAUAUAACUAUAAAUGAAGAAGAAGUGGAACAAAUAAAAGAUGCACACAGUUCCCCUGAUAAUUUUAAUUCUUCAAAUUCAACAGAAUGCAUCAAUAAUUCAGUUGAUGUUCAAAACAGUUCUUCACUAAGUGAGAGUAAUAAUCUUAAAAAAUCUAAAUUGAAUGAAAAAGUAAACACGAAGAGCAAAUUUUAUAGAUGGAGAAAAAGUCAGAAAAAAAGUAAUAUAUCUAUUAAAAUAAAAGAAUCAGCUCUGCGUAGAAUUACACCGGUUUGUGGAAACAAUAUUUUAUACAACAAUGAUUCAUUUUGUAAUAAUCCUGAUUUAUUGAAUAAGCACCCUGAAUCAAAAAUUCAAUUAAAUUCAUUAAAGUAUCUUACAGCAAAUCAUACUGAUGUAUCUUCAUUAAAAAUGAAAUCAGAUUUGUGUAUAAGGAAUAAACAACAAGGUAUUCAACAUGUACAUGAUCCACAAAUCGAGACAUUCAUGAAUAAAUCUCAGGAAUACCAAGAACAUAUAUCAAGUGAAUCUACUUUUACACCAGUAAACAAUUCUUUAGAAGAAUAUUGGACUAAUAAAGCUACAACGAAUUCAAAUGAUUUCUUUAAUACUAUUUAUUGGCAACAAUAUAAACAAGAAACACAUAAUGUUCCUUAUAUUUCUCAAGAAGAAAAUGAUCCAUACUCUAAAUAUUCCACAAAUUCUCAUUUUUCAAAACAUGAAAGCAAUAUUUUUCCUCUAACAAAUAAAAAUUCUAAUGAAUUGAAUAUUGAACAAUUUUUAGCAGCAUUGAGAGUUCAAACAAAUUAUUUACACAUAGAGUUAUAUAAAUCUCAGAUGCUUCACAGAUGAAUAAAAAAGUGAUGAUUAAAAUAAGUAUUACAAAUUUAUAUAAUUAACAAAA